CCGUAUCUUUGGCAGCAGAUCAGCCUCCGGAGGGCGCAGUAUCGUCUCAUUAGCGGCUGCUGGAUGUUGUUUUGUGCAGUGAGACAAUCCGACUGAAUGGCGGAGAGACACUUCAGCAUGGCAGAAAACGUCGAAAUCCACGAAAACCCUCCUGUUUUAGAUUAAAGGUGGGCCGGCAGGAUGGGGGAAGGACCUGCUGUCAGGGUUUCGGCUGCCAUCACGCCCAUGCAGCAGAUGCUGGCAUCUGGCACUGGAGCUGUACUAACAUCCCUUUUUGUCACACCAUUGGAUGUGGUGAAGAUCAGACUUCAAGCCCAACAAACUCCCCUCUAUCAAGCCCUAGCAGCAGAAUCAAGGCCCUGGACUGGGGUCAUCCGGCCUUCAAAAUGGAAAUGUUUUCUCUAUUGUAACGGCUUGAUGGACCACAUCUAUGUAUGUCAGAAUGUUUCAACCUGUGCCAGCUGGUACAAAAACCCCACCCACUUCAGCGGCACUGUGGAUGCAUUUGUGAAGAUCACACGUCAUGAGGGGCUCAGGUCUCUGUGGAGCGGACUUCCCCCCACAAUGGUGAUGGCAGUACCAGCCACAGUCAUCUACUUCACUUGUUACGACCAAUUGAGAGACUUCCUGCGUUAUGGCAUGGGCUAUCAGGGGGAUCACAUCCCUCUCAUAGCAGGAGGGCUAGCCAGAUUGGGAGCGGUGUCCGUGAUCAACCCUCUGGAGUUGGUACGCACAAAGAUGCAGUCACGCAGGCUACCUUACAGUGAGCUGAUGGUGUGUAUCCGCUCGGCUGUGGCUCAGGAUGGCUGGCUGUCACUCUGGAGAGGUUGGGGUCCCACUGUACUACGGGACGUGCCCUUCUCCGCCCUGUAUUGGUUUAACUAUGAACUUGUGAAGGCACAGCUGUGUGAGAGGUAUAGGGUCCCACAGACCUCUUUCACCAUCAGUUUUACUGCAGGGGCCAUCUCGGGAGCGAUAGCUGCAAUUCUGACCUUGCCGUUCGAUGUGGUGAAAACACACAGGCAAAUCCAGUUAGGAGAGAUGGAGACUCUCGGAGCAGGCUCUGUGAAUAAACCAUCCUCCACUUGGAACAUAAUGAGGAAUAUCUGGACUGACAUGGGGUACAGGGGAUUGUUUGCAGGUUUCCUCCCAAGAGUGAUUAAAGUUGCUCCCGCCUGUGCAGUCAUGAUCAGCACUUAUGAGUUUGGGAAGACCUUCUUUCAUGAGCGUAAUCUAAACCAGGCACAGUGUGGACUCUGAAGUGGUCAUGAGGACCUACUGUUUGUCAUUUUUUUUUCCCCUCCCAUAAGGACCACGCUCUGACGCUGCACCAACUGAAGCAACGCACUGAAAAUCCACAGCUGCAGCAGCCCUGAGAAAAAGAGACACACCUCCUUUUCAGUAUGGCUGUUCCACUACAGUAAACACUGAUGACUUUAGCCUAGCUUUUUCCGAGUCCCUUUUUUACUGAAAGAAACUCUAAUUGUUGGGUGAUAUACCCACCAGGAAUCAAAAGCUUCCAUUGCAUCUGGGACCUAAGCCCUCAGUUGUGAACCAGUGACAAUACACAAUAUACACCAAUACCCUGUGAUGCCUUAAAUAGAAUUUUACGAAAGCAUGCUGGCAUAAAAAACUUCCUCACGAUACCCCACCUAUUGAAAUGGCUGCCAGUUGGACUUGGCAUCCAGCUUGCUGUACCUGCAGUACAUGACUUUUUCACGUUCAUUAAAGACACUGUGAUGCCCUCUACUGUUCAUGUUAAAGAACCUCACACAGAAUGGAUAAACCACUCAUUGUUAGAUUUUGUUCUUUGUUUUCAGUGGGACAAUCCCAUUUUGUUAUCUAUUUUUCUUAAAAGUAAUAAGUCAGAUUCAAGUCUGAAACCACUAGACUUGUCCUUUGUGGACCAAAACAUCUGUGACACUGUUGGUUUAAUUUCAUUCCUUGAAAAUGGAAUGCACCCUUUUUGUUUAGUUUUUUAGACCAGAUGAUUUCUAGUGUGGGUUGAUCCCUGGUCUUGUUCUGUGAGUGUGAACUACACCAAUUCACUUCAUUUAUUUCAAAUAUGAACAAUAAACAUAAGUAAACAUACUGCUGACUUGAAAUUAUUACACUGUGCUCAAUGUACCGAAAAGCUUAUAUUUAAGAAAAGCAUCACUUUCCAUACAUGAAUCAUACUGCAUAACUGAAAGUUACUGAUUGCAUUUCAGAGUGAAUGUGAAAAUGUAUCUUAAAAAAACAAUGAAAACAAAACAGACCUAUGAUUGCUUAUGAAAUAUGAUCAGGAUGCUUUACUCUUAAAUGUAAGAGUACCAUUCAAGCAAAAAUGAAAAAAUGAAUUUUUUUUUAAGGAUUAUGUUUGUCUGAUAAUUUUAAUUAAUAUAUUCUCUAAUAUUUUGUUAUUGCACACUUCUGUAAAGAAUAAAAGUUUCAAAAUAUCAA
Molecule: messenger RNA, 2442 nt
Organism: Xyrauchen texanus (razorback sucker)
Lineage: Eukaryota; Metazoa; Chordata; Actinopteri; Cypriniformes; Catostomidae
Product: probable mitochondrial glutathione transporter SLC25A39
Exons: 12
Coding region: 181-1260 (359 amino acids)
Biological process (GO): mitochondrial transmembrane transport
Source: RefSeq, a predicted model, not a curated record